Messenger RNA from Mollisia scopiformis, 1422 nucleotides. RefSeq names its product cytochrome P450. The record is from RefSeq and is a predicted model, not a curated record. Lineage: Eukaryota; Fungi; Ascomycota; Leotiomycetes; Helotiales; Mollisiaceae. The transcript is spliced from 2 exons. Bases 1 to 1422 code for a protein of 473 amino acids. Gene Ontology annotation, molecular function: steroid hydroxylase activity; heme binding; iron ion binding.
AUGAUCUCGUCGGAGCACAAUAUUCGGGUGGAUGCUCGUCAGUGUUGUUCAAAGUCUAGUUCUACAGCACUUCAUACAUUUACAUUUCGUCAUUGGUUCGCAAUGCCCCAGAAAAGCAUAGAAAUCUACGCUGCAGACAACUCCGGUUUUGGUCCUAAUCCUCAUCCAACGAGUGACGUGAAAUCCUCCAACCGUGCCGAUCGCCUUAGUCAUCUUGUCUUCAAAGAAUCCUUGUCUGGACCUGAUGCUGCUUCUAUUUGCAGACGAUUUGCUAUACGCCUGUCCCAGAGGCUGGUUAAUGCCAACGUUAAAGAUUACUGGACAUAUAUGCCGGAUCUUGUCGUGUUUUUCCAGCUACAUAUGACUCCUGCAAACACGGAAUCUUUGUGGGGGACACAUCUGACCGAAAACUCGAACUUUUGCUCCGACUUUUGGAAGUUCAAUCGACAGCUACAACACUUCUCGUGGCAUCUGCCGCGUUGGAUGAUCCCAAAAGCAUAUUCACACCGAGAUCGCUUAUUAGAAGCUAUGAAGCAGUGGCAGCUUCACCUGACAGACCGCGAAACUGCUCCUUGGGACGAGGACAUCUAUGAUGCCCAACGAUGGGGAUCAAGGCUUAUGAGAAAAUGGCAGAAAUUAUUUCUACAGAUGGACAACACCAACGAAGAGGCUCUUGCAUCAGUGAAUCUGACAUUCUCGUGGGCAGUAAACUCAAACGUUGUUCCAUCCACUUUCUGGGCAGUACUCGAAAUAUUUCGCCGACCUGAACUGCUUUUCCAAGUUCGGAAGAGGCUCCCAGAUAUACGAACCACUGCUGGGUUCCUCCAGCACUUUUCCGAUUCUGAGAAGAGAGCCAGCAUUUGCACAGAACCACUUUUGCAAUCCAUUUUUGCCGAGACUCUCAGGCUUCGAGUUCACGUCUAUAUGGCGAGACUAUUUAUUCACGAUUCGGUCGAUCUCGACGGCUGGCGAAUUCCACAAGGCAAACUUUGUCUAGUUUCGUCACAUCCGGCACAUAUGCAUGGCUCCGAAUGGAACACUGCUGGAGGAAAACACCCUUUAGAGGAAUUUUGGCCUUAUCGGUUUUUGGUUCCAAGCGAAAAUGUCUCCAAUCAAUCAGAAUCCGUUCCAGCUCAAGCAUCCAACGAAGAGCUUCAAGCAAAUAUGUCCUUUUCACUCAACGGCCUCGACGGAUCGUGGAUUCCCUUUGGUGGCGGACCGCGGGGUUGUCCUGGUCGCUUCCUCGCCAAACACCAUAUGAUUACAACAAUGGCCUCAAUGGUUCUCCUUUUUGAGAUCGAUAUCCUCGCAAAAGAACGAGCGUUUAGAAUGGAUGAAACGAAAUAUGGGGCGGGUACCUUGCACCCAGUAGGCGAAAUCCCUUUUAGGAUUAGAAGUAGGUUUGCGGGAGGCAGCAUGUAG